Messenger RNA from Ruditapes philippinarum (Manila clam), 1764 nucleotides. RefSeq lists its product as uncharacterized. The record is from RefSeq and is a predicted model, not a curated record. Bases 656 to 1381 code for a protein of 241 amino acids. Lineage: Eukaryota; Metazoa; Mollusca; Bivalvia; Venerida; Veneridae. The transcript is spliced from 6 exons.
GUAGGGUAUUUCGUAAUAUAUUGCUAAUUCCAGGACUUGGACAUUAUGAAAUAAAUUAUGUUAAAGCUCUGUUUAAACUACUUUGGCCGAUUGUCUUAAAACAGCUGGCAAAACUGAUGGGAUAUAAAUCUCCCAACGCAUUGGUCUUUUGUGAAGCGGCAACGAAUCACCACAAGUCUUGGACCCUUCUUCAAAUCUGUCUUCAUGGUUGCAGCAAGGAGUUGGUAUUGGAAUACGUCCGCCACUGCAAAGGAAAUGAAAAACAUCCAUCGGUUUCUGAAUAUUUUACUUUCAUUUCUAACGGACAGAGUAAGAGAUUUCAGUAUGUAUACAGGGUCAUUUUUGAUUACCUGUUUGCGCUGGAUCUGUUCAGGAAAGGCGUUAGGAGAAACAAUGCUGACAUUAUUGCUUGUUCCAUGCAUCAGUUAUCCAUAUUAUUCUAUGGAUUGAACAUGACUUCAUACAUGGAAAUCGACGUCCGUAGACAAAUAGUGGCAAAUCAAUGUCCAGAUGAAGUAAAGACCCUGAUACAUGACAUGUCAAGCAUGUCCCAUUCUGGUCACCCAAGUAAAGGUGAAGGUGGGGACUUCAUACUAGAAGCCUACAACAGGAAAACAAAGAUGUGGAUGCCACCAGGUGCUGGAAAUGAACGAAGAUGGCUAAGAGUGUACAGAAACUUACCGCACAUAGAAAAAGUAUGUUAUGUAUAUGUUCAAAAUAUACAGUCUGUUUACAGUUACUAAUUGAAUUUUCAUUUCAUUUUUCAGUUUCACAGAAGAGCAUGAGCACAAGAUCUUCUCUUUCUUCACCUACACAAGACUGUUUAUACAAUAUUAACUUAUGGUACAUGGUAUUUAACCUAUGGUUGAAACUGUUGUAUUGUGGAGACGAAAAGGAAGAUGAGGGUUUCAGAAAACGAGACAACACGAAUGCUGAGGCACAUUGGCGGAAAAAGAUAAGGGAUACUGGCUUUUUCAGAGGGGAGUUUACCUCAAUGGAUGGUGAAGAUCUCGAUUAUGACCUGAUAAAUUUCAACAGCAAAUGUUUGGAAAAUAAGAGACGGUACUGUGAGUCUUUCCCUGACAACUACAAAUGUGAAAGGAUUUUUUUCACUCCAGAAGACAGACGAAAAUACAAUGAUAUUUCCAGCAAGACAAAGGCAGAAAUCUCAGUUAUGAUUGUAUCAACAAUACAGCUAAUUGCAGAGGAAGGUGGUGAGACCGAAGCCCAAAUCUUACGUAACACCUGGUUGAAAGAAAUUAAAUCUGGAAAAAAAGCCAUGUAUUUAGAAUUCUACAGAGACUGUGUCAUUUCGCUAGAAGAAAUUCAAGAAAAACAGACAACUUCUGAUGCUGAGUUUGACGACGCUGGCUUAGAAUAGAAUGCUACUGCGCGGGAACCAGCUGUACAAAAUGGCGGACAUUGGCAAGUAUGACAUUUUUCGCCAUGAAAAAUCAAGAAUUUUCCUUUUCUGACAACAGUACAGAUAUUUUACAAAGUGGUAAAAGGUACAUGUUGAUAUGUAUUACAAUUAUAUAUGUAAAUGCAACAUCAAAAAGUUUAUUUUUUUCUUGUGAAGUGCAAUAUUACCUCUAUCGAUGCCAUUGUUGAUACAGUCUCUAUGCGGAAAUGAAAUGUGAAUAGAAAAAUGCACGACGUUAAGUGAUGCGUUCAAUCGAUAUCCCGAUUUGUGUAUGACUAGAUACCUUGAUUAGUGUAUGAUACACAGAUCUGUAUAUGAUACACCAAUCAGGCGAUAUAAUA